Hemibagrus wyckioides is the source of this 5910-nucleotide messenger RNA. RefSeq names its product capping protein regulator and myosin 1 linker 3 (gene carmil3). The transcript is spliced from 40 exons. Gene Ontology annotation, molecular function: protein binding. The record is from RefSeq and is a predicted model, not a curated record. Gene Ontology annotation, biological process: regulation of Arp2/3 complex-mediated actin nucleation; cell migration. The coding region runs from base 418 to 4491 and encodes 1357 amino acids. Gene Ontology annotation, cellular component: plasma membrane; lamellipodium. Lineage: Eukaryota; Metazoa; Chordata; Actinopteri; Siluriformes; Bagridae.
AGUGUAAUUUUAAAUGAGUUAUAUGGCGGAUUUAAAGGAAAACUGCAUGCACCUUUCUAGAUAAAGGAUACAGACUAAAGUUACAUAAUGUGUAGACCAGAGAGACUAGGAAAGGUAUGCUACCGAUUAAUUGUCCUUUUUAAUUCUAGGGAGUAGCCUAAAUGACAUUCCUAGCUUACGCUUCGUGGUGAAUCAAAACAUAUACUGAUUCGACUCGAAAUUAGAUUCGCAUCUAAGGAAUCGACUCGGUAAAGGGAGUCGUAAUGCCCCUGUACUCUUUUGCAUCCGCUUCCUCUGCCUUUGAUAUGAUAUGAUCACAAGCACCGGACGCUCAGACUCGCAGCCGUCCGUUCCUCCGUUCGUAAGCCCAAGGACGAGGAGACGCACGCGGGACCUCCGGCGCAGCACGCGCGCAACAUGGCCGCGAAAGACAGCGUACCGGCGAGCUUCCUGAGCGUGAGCCGGGAGAUGACAGAGAGCAUCAAGAGGGUGAUUGACAAACCGUCCAUCAAGUUUGCACAAGCCAUCAAAGUGGAAAGCAAGAAUGGGAAAUCAGAAGAUAGGGUUUUGGUGUUGGCUACAUGGCGGCUUUACCUCAUGGCUCCAAAAUUACCAACCAAGGUAGAGCAAACAUUUAACUACCUGGAGAUUCGUGCUAUAAGCCCUCAUCCAGAGAACCAGGUCGUCAUAGAGACGGACAAGUCCACCUACGUCUUCAGGCUACAGUCGAGUGAACACAUGGACCAGCUGCUCGGCCACAUCAACUUCACGCUCUCACGUAUCUUCAACAAUUCCCUCUGCGUUCCCUCUAUCUUUCAAGCAGAUGGUGAGAUUUCUGAUGGGGGGCAUAAAUAUUCGCCAAGCUCGGAAACAUCAGUGGAGGCACAGAGAGCCUGUGGAGGUUUUUCUGAGACCUACGCUGCGCUCUGUGACUACAACGGCAUUAGCUGCAAAGAGGAAGUGCAGUGGGAUGUGGACACUAUAUAUCACUCCCAGGAUAAUAGGGAGUUUAAUCUGUUGGACUUCGCUCACCUGGAGAGCAGAGACCUCGCAGUCAUCGUAGCAUCUUUGGCGUACAAUACAUGGUUCACCAAGAUCUACUGCAGAGACAUGCGCUUAAGCUCAGAGGUUGUGGAGCAGGUUCUCCAUACCAUCAGUAAAUCAAGUAGUCUAGAAGAACUUACUCUGGAGAAUGCAGGCCUUAAAGCAGAUUUCCCUCAGAAAAUGGCUGUCGCUCUGUCGGAAAACCCAGCGUCUGUGCUCCACUCCCUCAACCUGGCCCACAACACGUUCGACAAUCAAGGAGUGUCAAAUCUCAUCCAGCAGGUGUGUCAGCUCAGCAAAGGCCUCCGUCUGCUCAACCUCUCCAAGACCUCAUUCUCCUCUAAAGGUGUUAGUUCUCUGUCUCAAGCUCUAUGUUCCAGUGAUGACUACUCAAGCUCUCUUCUGCAUCUCGACCUUAGCAAGAAUCCGGGCAUUCUUUCAGGGGAGGAUGCUACGAAUCUGUACCUGUUCUUGGCUCAGCCCAACUGCUUAGUGCAUUUGGAUCUCUCAGGCACAGACUGUGCAGUGGAAUCGCUGUUUGGCGCUUUGCUCCGAGGCUGCUGUGCCGAUCUCUCCUACCUGAAUCUCUCUAAGAACUCCUUCUCUCACAGGAAAGCGAAAGAAACGCUGCCUACCUUCCGUCAGUUCUUUACCUCAGCGUUCAGCCUCAGCCAUCUCAGCAUGGCCUCAAUGAAGAUGCCCCCAGAUGUGCUCAGGGCUCUCUUUCUGGGACUGUCAUCCAACCCUCAUAUCUCUGACCUCUACUUGGACAUCAGUGGUUGCGAGCUCAGAUCAGCAGGAGCAGCAGUGGUAAAGGAAUUAUUUCCCCAAGUCUCCUCCAUUAGUACCCUGGACAUCUCAGAUAAUGGCUUGGAUGCGGACCUUUACUCGGUCAUCCCAGCCUUCUCUCGCCACCCCUCCCUCAAGCAUCUGCUGCUGGGCAAGAAUUUCAAUGUCAAGGGCAGGUUGCUGGAUGAAAUCCUACAAAAGCUUGUGCAGUUAGUGCAAGAAGAAGAGUGUGGUCUGCAGAGUUUGUCCCUAGCUGACUCCAGACUGCGAUCCAGAGGAACGGUGCUGGUGAACGCACUCGGCAGCAAUGCAUGUCUCAGGAAAGUGGAUUUGAGUGGCAAUGGUCUGGAGGACACAGGGGCUAGGAUGCUGAGCAAAGCCCUGCAGAUCAACACCACUCUCAGGAGCGUGACAUGGGAUCGGAACAAUACGACAGCAGCUGGGUUUCAGGAUGUAGCACGCUCUAUGGAGCAUAAUUUCACUCUGCAGUGUAUGCCUGUACCACUGAGCGAUGUUACACAGGCAUACCGCAGUUCCCCCGAGAGGACGGAACAGGCAAUGACAAAGAUCCAGCGGGCAUUGUUAAGAAACAACCAGACUCAGCGCUUCUCUCGGAAACAGGCUCUCAGACUGCAUCAGGGCCUGGUGACUAGCACUGCUGAGCAGGUAAUGGAGCGCCUGUGUGUACGCGUUCAGCAGCAGGUAUGCGUAUUAAGAGCAGCAGGUGAAGGAGAGGAUUUACAGGCAGCCAGACAAGUUCUGAAGGAGGCCAGGAACUCUCGCGCUCUUUACCCUUCACUGUGUGAGCUGGCUCAUGUGCUUUCCGUAGAUGGGCCAGUUAGACAGAAAUUGGAGUCUCUCACUGGAGAACUGGCAAAAGCAGCUGACAAAGAGCUACAAGUGAUUGUUGACUCCAUGGUGUCUCUAUGUCGGGAAUUGUGUCCCCUUUCAACAGCUGCAGCAGAGCAUCUUUCUCCUCCUCUCUCUUCUAUCUCUGAGCGUGUGUCCAUCCCUCGUUCUGAUAUCCGCACUGCUCUGAUGGAGAGAGCAGCCCAGGACAUCAACCAAGCUUUAGAAGAAGUCAAGAUGUCUGUGGUUUCCUAUCUCACCAACUCAGUAGUGGACCAGAUCCUUCAAGAGCUCUAUGCCACUCACAAGACACUGCUUCAGCAGGUGGCUCGGGUGAGGCGAGUGGAUGACGGUGCACCGGUCCGUCACACGCUCCGGCAUGCUGACACCGUCGACACCCCCGAGGACGAUUUCAGUAUCAGCAUUGAUACAAUAGCCAUAAAGAAGCGCAGCUCCAGGACACGACGCAUCCGGCCCGUCUCCACCAGGCUGAGUCUAGGUGACGAUCCCAACUUGUCUCCUUCACUUGCAGCACCUCGUCCAUCUGUACCGCUUUCUCACUUAACCUCUUGGGAUAACUUGUCCAGCUUGCCUACCCAAGGUGCACCUCUGCGUCACAUAACCCACAUCAGACCCCGUCCACCGAGAAGGCAUCGACCAGGACACACCCCUCCAGAUAUGCAUUUUUCUGAGAACGGAGGGGUGAACCUGCUGGAUGAUGGACUACCUGAUUUCUACACCAAGAGAGUCUUACCAGACAGUCAGUUGUCCUCGCAUCAUGUCCAGUCUCUGAGGCGGAAGAAGAGGCGCACCGUGCUGUCCAUUUUUACAGGAUUCAGGAAGAACCGUUACUCCGCGUCCUAUCAAGAACCGGAGGCUGCGGUCCGGGGGGAAGGGUGUGGGGAUGAAUGCCGCACCGACACUGGACCUGAGAUGCUGUACUCUGUGAUUCGGCACCCUAAGGAUCGGGGGGCAGAGACAUCAAGAGAGGAAGCCAAUGGUGCUCCAGCAGAUGAAAGACCUCUUCAGGUCUCAGGCCGAGCUUUUUAUGGCAUACUGCUACCGGGGAUGAGGGCAGUGAGUCCCUCCUGCAUCGCACAGAGACACUCACAUAAAUACAGCGAAGUCUUCAUCUCCUCAGACGUCCCCAGAAACAUGGACGAUAAAGGACAAAAAGACAAUCAAGACGAGCCACGUGUCCAGGGUUCGAACUCGUCCUCCGCUCAGUCCUUGGAGGAAGCGACGGCCAAGUCUCAGCAGAGACCCGAGCCUCCUCCUCAGAGCUCAAAGCCGAAACUGGGGAACAUGAGACAGCACCAUCUGAAGGAGAAUUUUGAAGAGAAUGAUGAAGACAGUGCUGAAGAGGAUGCGGAAGGAAAGAAAGAUGUGGACGAUGAAGAAGAGGACAUCCUAAGUCAGGAAGCGCAAUCGCAGAAAGCAGAAGGACAAACUCCUCCCAUCUCUGAAAAGCUGUAUGAUUCACCUGAGGAAUCUAGCGACGAGGCACAGCUUCCUGUACCAGCGGCCCGUACCAAGUCUCCAUACAGAUUGGUAGUUUCUGCGGUCGCUCAAGGUGUGGAGGAAGACGCUUCCCCAAGCUUACUGGACACAAAGACUCACAGAAACCGAAAGGCUCACUCCUGUGAUGCAGGUUUUAAUUCAGGCAUGGAGGACGACAGCCCUGGCGAUGUGGAGAGGUCGUCAGAUCCUAAACCACCGGUGAAAAAGCCUCGGAUUCCCCCAAGGAACAAAUCAUUUGAUACUUCUGGUCAACAAAGUCCGGAGCUAAGCAACAGUGAAUCCUCGUGAUGAAAUAAUUUUGUUUUUUUUGUUGUUGCUGUUUUUUUGUUUGUUUGUUUUUUUGCUUUUUUUCUCCAGGUAGACAGAUAGGGGUCAAGCAAGAGAGUGACAGGGUUGUGAGGAAUGAUGUUAUGCUUGAAUGAAAUUGCAUUCCCAAUUCUGUGUCAAUCAUGUUUCUGUACACACACACACACACACACACACACACACAAAUACACACACACAAAUACACACACACAUUCACACACACACACACACACACACACAUACACACACACACACACACACACACACAUACACACACACACACUGCUUGGCUGGUGGCUUUCAUAACCUUUAAAUGACUUGUUUUGCAUCAAUUCAGUCCAUUUUCUUCCUUCUAUCUGUUCUCCAUCCCCCUCCCCUCACUCUCUUUGCCUUUCCACUUUCACUUUCAUCAGUGUUUAAUCAUUAAGCAGUUCUGCUAUCCCUUCUUUAAAAGGUACAAUAAGCAAUAUCUCCCUCUUGCACCUCAUAAGCUGUGUAUGCUCUUAUUUACUUGCCUGGCUUCUUGCUAUGACUUCAGAACACCAUCAAACAUCCCGCUUUGCCCCAAUUUCUUUUCUGUGCCACCUAGAAAAGCAAUCACACUGGUGGACAAAAUGUCUGGGGGGGGGGGGCCAAAAAAGGUUCCUUCGAAAAUAAAUGAGCAGGGGAUUACUUUUUUUUCUUUUUUUUUUAAUUCUGACUUCAAAAAGUGAUUGCAAUUUCACUUUCAUGUGCAUUGCAGUCGUACCAGACUGAAAUGUCUAAUCACAGCCCUUUGAUAACAUCUUUGAUAACGAUUGCUCCUAUUUUAUCCUGCUGUGAGAUGCAAGUAGGACCUUCUCCAAUUCCCUGAGUACGGCUACGACUGGACAGUGAUUGCGUUUCAGUGUGACACAACUGCGACCCAGUGAUGAAAAUGAAAUGCAGUGCAGCAGGGAAUUUAAUCUGCAUUUCUUUAGUUCAAGGAAUGCAAGAUGCAAUGCCGUGAAGGUUUAACUUUUCAGUGUGGUAUGUUGUCUAUCACAGAUGUUUCAGGUAUUUUGUGAUUGCGUUUCUAUAUGGCACUGAUUCGUUUCCAUAGAUCCCUGUACUUUAUGUUUUGUUUAGAACCUGCAGGAUGUCGGUGUGUAGCAUCUUUAUAGCGACGCAGAGUUAGCUGAUUUUGCACCAAGCGUUGAUUCAUCACGUCUUUAGGCUUGAUGUUGUUUUUCUUUUUUUCUUUCUUUUUUUUUUAAAAAAAAAGAAUGCUAACGGUAUUUCAGAUCAAAACACAGAUGUCAUUCACGUGUAUUCUACGCUGUUCCGUACAGAGCAGAAUUUUACUGUAUUUAAAUGAGCUCUAUUUUUUACUGGUGUUGUGAAUGUGACAAAGUCAAUAAAAAGGAGAAUAUCAAUCCGAGA